Tarenaya hassleriana is the source of this 726-nucleotide messenger RNA. RefSeq names its product 10 kDa chaperonin. Gene Ontology annotation, cellular component: mitochondrial matrix. The record is from RefSeq and is a predicted model, not a curated record. The transcript is spliced from 7 exons. Bases 117 to 536 code for a protein of 139 amino acids. Gene Ontology annotation, molecular function: protein folding chaperone; protein-folding chaperone binding; ATP binding. Lineage: Eukaryota; Viridiplantae; Streptophyta; Magnoliopsida; Brassicales; Cleomaceae.
GAACAGAUUAGAAGUCUCUAGAAGACGGUGGAGUUCUUCAACUCCCAACCUAAUUGGCUUGUGUCGUGAACUCGAGUCGAGCGCUUGUUCUGCAGAAGAAGAAAAAAACCUUAUCCAUGGCUUCUUCUUCUACUUUCGUUUCACUGCCUAAACCCUUCUUCGCUCUUCCCGUCAGAACCAAUGCUCAUCCUCUAGCUAAUCAGAGGCUCUCCGGGUUUCGGAAACGUUCCCUCAGAAUCAAUGCCGUUUCGACCAAAUGGGAUCCGGCUAAGGUUGUUCCUCAAGCAGACAGGGUCCUUGUCCGUCUUGAAGAGCUUCCCGAGAAAUCAUCCGGUGGAGUGCUCUUGCCGAAAGCUGCUGUAAAGUUCGAGAGGUACCUAACGGGAGAGGUUGUCUCUGUUGGUUCUGAGGUUGGAGGAGUUGCUCCUGGGAAGAAGGUUCUGUUCUCCGACAUUAGCGCCUAUGAGGUUGAUUUGGGAGUAGAUGCUAGGCAUUGCUUUUGCAAGGAGAGCGACUUGUUGGCUGCCGUCGAGUGAAUGCUUGCUGGCAUUGCCUUGCCUUAACGAUCUAUGCAAAAUGGGUCUCAGGUUUUGGUUAUUCCGUGUUCUACUUUUCAAGGUUGUGUAGGAACAUUCCUGUAAUCUCAGAUACAGAAUCAUCUUGCUAUCCAUUCUUGUCGUGUCGCCGAGUUUACAAUAAGAGCAGCGUUGCUUUGGUUGUCUGGAA